CUCCGUGCGUUGUUUGCGUCGUGUCGGUCGUGUUUAUGGAAAACGUGAUUCAUUCGGCGGCGCGCGGCCGGCCGCGGUGAUGACGUUGAAUUCAAAUUGAUCGUCAAUAUAUUCCUGACGAUAUUAUAUAUUGAAACCAACACGCAUACGCCGAACGCGCGCGUCAAAAAAGAGAAUCGAAUCGAAUCGCCGACGUCGCGCGUAUUGUGUAUCAGUAUCAGAGUACCACCCAAACCAGAUUACGCCCGGCGACCAGCAAACCGCAUCGACGAAUUCAUCGAAAAUUUCACAGAUAAACUUUUGAACUGCGAUUUGCGCUAAUAUCAAAACACAAAACAUCCAACUUUUCGAUUCGAAGAAUAGUGUAAAGUGCGAAUGUUCUACAUGUUCCACAUGACGCGUGCGUUUGUUGAUUAGCACCGAAAUAAAUUACAAAUAAAAUCUUGAAACAAAAUAAAAAACUUUCGACGCGCGCGCGACGCGACUUGUUGGUGUCGUUGAUAGCGAUCCUCGGACGGGACAACGCGGCACACAUUCGCAAGCCGGCGUAAUCACCGCAUUGUGUUGUGUAUUGGAUCGGUUAAAUCGUGUUAAAUCGAUAUUUCCAAGACGUCGCCGGACAACGCGCCAAAGCAACGCAAGCAACGUACCAAAAUGAUCGCUACUUUAAAACCAGCGCUCCUGGUGUUAAUCAGUUUCCUAUCACUGAUAUCAGCCCUAAAUGACUGCUCCCUCUCACUGAAGAAUCACAUCCUAACAUGCGAAGACGUUGACUUUGCCGCCGCCUCGGAUUCGGAAGGCCUCAACCCGAUCGAAGCUCAAUUAAGCAACGAAACCGUCGUGCUCAUACUAAAAAACAGCAAAACCCUCGACCUCAAACCGGAAUAUCACACCGAACUAUUCCAAGUCCUAAACAGUUAUCAAGUAACAUCUGUAAAAUCACUCAAAAUCGCACCCGAAACCUUUAUAAACCUCACAACAUUGGAAUACGUGAAAAUCUGCGAUAACGACUAUCAUAAAAUCCUCGCAAACACAUUCUUCGGUCUCGAGAAACUCCGCACGCUGAAUUUAAACAACAAUUCGAUUCACGAGGUGGAAGCUGGCGCAUUUAAUUCGCUCACAUCAUUGGAAACACUCGAAUUGACUCAUAAUGAUUUUAAAAUACUGCGAUCGCGUCUAUUCGCCUCCCUGGUCAGUCUGAAAUCGUUGUUUUUGUACCACAACAACAUCGAAGUGUUAGAAGAUGGCUGCCUUGAAGGUCUAGAGAAUCUCGGCGUGCUGGAUUUAACCUACAACAGGAUAGCGAAUAUCAACGCGGAGAUGUUCAAUGGCCUAGCGUCCUUGUCGCAGCUGUACUUGUCCUACAAUCGCAUCGGACGCAUCGAAGGUGAUUUCACAUUGGAACGCCUGGAGUUCUUGUACCUGCAGAAUAACAAGUUGACGACGGUCAGCGAGAGCAUGUUCAGCUCGCUGGCAACAUUGAGGGACGUUGACAUCUCGCGGAAUCGCAUCGAUGAACUGUCUCCGCUCGCGUUCUACAAUUGCAGCAGGCUGAUGAAUCUCAACUAUAAGGAGAAUAAUCUCAAGCAGCGCGUGGAGUUUGAGUUCGCUGCGAAUGGCACCAGUCCGCUGAUUACGGCGUGAGGAAUCAAGUUGUGAAUUUCGAAGAAUUAAUUAUUGUUAAGUAUAGAGAUAAGUUGUGCUAAACAGACAGAGACGUUGGUUGUAUUUGUAUAUAAUGAUAAAUAAAUGUUAUUUAUUCUA
This is a messenger RNA of Dalotia coriaria, 1764 nucleotides long. RefSeq names its product leucine-rich repeats and immunoglobulin-like domains protein 2. Gene Ontology annotation, cellular component: plasma membrane. Lineage: Eukaryota; Metazoa; Arthropoda; Insecta; Coleoptera; Staphylinidae. Gene Ontology annotation, molecular function: protein binding. Bases 655 to 1644 code for a protein of 329 amino acids. The record is from RefSeq and is a predicted model, not a curated record. The transcript has 2 exons.